Somion occarium is the source of this 1097-nucleotide messenger RNA. NCBI's taxonomy places the organism in Eukaryota, Fungi, Basidiomycota, Agaricomycetes, Polyporales, Cerrenaceae. The record is from the annotation of a GenBank genome assembly.
GCAUGGCCUGCUGUUUGGCGAUGUCGUUAAGGGCAAACCUAGCGUUUGGUGAAAAUAUCCUUCCGUCCACUGAGCAUCCAGGUAUUCAGAUUAUACCGAGCGGAUAAUUCAUGUGGAGCGAACUGUGUCGCCGAAAUUACAUGACUAAGGUCUCAUGAACAAGAUCCUCCGUAUUCCGCGGAUAUAAAAGUUGAGCCACUGGUGGAAUGAAGAGCCAUCGCAAUCCGUCGACAUUGCGAGCUCAUCUUUCGAACAUGCAGGUUCUGGUGUUUGCUUUCUUUACUUUAUCUGCUGUUUUAGGUCUGGUCCAGGCUCAAACUGCUGGCACGACAACGACGACAUGGGAUUGCUGUGAACCCGCCUGUGGCUAUACUUCCAACCUCUCACCGGGUGCUACUGGUCCCGUCAAGUCGUGCAACCAGAACAAUGGGGCUGCAUCGUCCGGAGCACAGAACGCUUGUUUUAGCUCAGGCGGAGAUCUGGCCUUCUCGUGCUCAACUUACCAACCCAUCAUCGUAAAUGGCACGCUUUCCUAUGGCUUUGCUGGGCACGGAAAUACCGCUACAGCUUCCUGCUGUAAGUGCUACAAAUUCACUUGGACUUCGGGGGCUGCGUCCGGAAAGUCUAUGAUCGUUCAGGCUAUCAAUGCGGGAGGCAUCACCGACAAUGAUUUUGAUAUAUAUACUCCUGGCGGAGGUGUCGGAGAUUAUAAUGCCUGCACGGCUCAGUAUGGUGCUCCGUCCGGUGGAUGGGGCCGUCAAUAUGGAGGCGUUUCAUCCGAUGCCGAGUGUUCACAGCUACCAUCGAACCUUCAAGCAGGAUGCCAUUGGAGAUGGCAAUGGGCUGGCGGUGAUGUUAACACCUGGCAAAUCACAUAUAACCAGGUAAACUGCCCAUCGCAGUUGACGAGCAUCUCAGGAUGUACUCCAGCUGGUAUCUGACCGCUUUCGUAAUUGUAUCCCAAUGAUAGCCAAUUGGUAGCAAUUUACAUAUCAGAAUUUUGUCGAAAAUUACAAGAGACCAUCUGUAUGUUGGUAGAAGCAGAAGCAGAAUUGACACUGCGUACUGAAGUCCCACCUCAGGCGACAGUGCAUCCU